Messenger RNA from Wasmannia auropunctata (little fire ant), 2325 nucleotides. It is a transcript of the gene Ndc80, whose product is annotated as kinetochore protein NDC80 homolog. The transcript has 2 exons. The coding region runs from base 110 to 2071 and encodes 653 amino acids. Lineage: Eukaryota; Metazoa; Arthropoda; Insecta; Hymenoptera; Formicidae. Gene Ontology annotation, biological process: attachment of mitotic spindle microtubules to kinetochore. The record is from RefSeq and is a predicted model, not a curated record. Gene Ontology annotation, cellular component: Ndc80 complex.
GAAAAUUCAAAUUCCAUCAUUUCCAUCUGACUUCUCAGAGUCGACAGUCAACAAGUUCUCCGAGGAGGUGUUUUGUGUGGUUUCGCGCGUUGCCCUCGCAAAAAUAAUCAUGCAUCCGAAUUCAGUCAGACGUAGAUCGUCGAGCAAUCCCGUGAGGAUAUCCGCGAUCGAACGGGAGGACAAAAGCUUGACCCGGACCGAUCAGCGACGUACGCAAACAUUGAAAUCGAAGGGCAUGUCGAUCGGUGAAGCCUCUCAUAUUCCCAGACCUCGCUUUAGGAGCUCCUCCAGCGACCGAGCGGGAUCGCUCGGCAGAAAAUCGUAUUUGAAAGUGCCAGGUAGAACUCCACUACGUCAACCGACAACUCCAAUCAUCACCCCGACAAGAGUUUCCACUAAGCUUAAUGUGCCAGGGUUGGUGCUUACAGCGAGUACCAGUAGACUUCACGUGGCCUCGUCAGUCGACCGUCGUCGAUCGCCGUCUGGCGAUCGUGCUAGCAGCGUGGGAGCUAAAGGUCCCAGGAAGGACACGAGGCCCCUGACAGAUAAGAAUUAUCAGAUGACUCUGCUAAACAAGAUAGACAACUUCUUUUAUGAGAAUCAGGCCUCGACGAUGCUAAACAGUAACGGCAGCUUGAAACCGAUCACACUGAAGAUGUUUGUGGAAGUUUCUAGCUUCCUACUGAAGUAUCUUGAGGUCAAGCACGAUCUCACGCUGACGAAUUACAUAGACGAGUUGCCGAAAUGCGCGAAGAAGCUACACUAUCCUGGCGUGAUGACCAAAUCCUGGCUGAAAACUGCCAAUGCGAUGCACUCGUGGCCCUACGUUCUCGGUUGGAUUGGCUGGUUAGUGGAGGCGUGCCAGGUGAAAGAACUCGCGUUCAAUAAAUACCAACUGGAUAGCUUGCCGUUCACGGGAACGAAGAAACAGGCUCAAAGUGCUAACAUGGAGUUUCAAGCCCUGUUGGAAUGCUACAGAGCUUGGAACGACGAGAAACUCGACGAGGAGGCGGAACUGUUGGAGCGAUAUCUGCAAAAUAUUUUAGUUCAACAAGGCAUUACGGAUGAUGAUAUAGAUCAGGCACACAAGGAACUGGAAGAAGAAGAAGUAAAGUUGGAGAGACACACCGAGGAGUCACAGAGUCUCGAAGAGAAAAUUAAAGAUAGACAGCAAAUAUUAGCGUCUUUGCGCGCCAAGGAAUCCACGCAGUUGAACAAUAUUAAAAACAUGGAGGAUUAUAUCAAGCAGAUUUCCGCCGAGACAAAUCAAUUAAAUGCAGAACACGAUGUCUUAGAUGAGCAAAUUAAGACGGGAAAAGCGCAAUACGAAGAUUUAAUCUCGAAAGUAGAAAGUCAGCCCAUGUCUAAAACUGAAAAGGAUAACAUUAUUAAAAAAUGCACAGAGAUUCAAAACUACAUACAUCAAUUUGAUGAACAUUUGAAAGAUUACCAAAAGGAAUUGUACACUUUAGAUAUUAAAUUAGCAACUUCUAAUAAUAAUCUCAAUAAGACCAUAUUGGCAUAUAAUAAAGAGGUCUUUAUGCAUAUCGAUAAUGAGAUUGGGGUGAAUUUCGAUGAAUUAAGGCUGCCAGAAAAAGGAUUGUUGAAUCCGCAAAUGAUGGAUAUAAUGGAAGAAAAGGCUGCUUCAAUAAAAACCUUCAAAGGAAUAUUGAUGAAGCAAUGCAAUGAGACAGAGUCUGUCAUUCGUUCUGAAAUCACGAAACAGGAGAGACUGGAAGAAGAAAUUAAAUCUUUACCAAACGAUAACAAAAUGAAGGAGGAGACAUCUCACAUUGAUAAAAUAAAGGAAGACGCGAAAAACGAGAAAAACAAACUUACAAAACAAAUAGAAAACUUCAGAAAGGAAAUUAAAGAAAUGCAGGACAUGCUGCCGGAUAUAAGAGCGACAGACCUCGAAAUAGAAGAGCUAGAAGACAAAUUAGAUGCAGUUACGAGAAGAAAAACCUAUUUAGAACAAGCUGCUAGUCGAUUUUUUGAAGAAUUUUACAAAGUCAUCGGCGAAAAUAGAAAAGAGCUUCAUAAUACUUUAACAAAAGACAGAACGUCGUAAUAUAAUUACAUGUAUAAAAAUAUUGUAUAAUACUGAGAGAUAAAAUACCAGUAUUAACUCAUAUUAUUUGUAUUACAUAUUCUAUUAUAUAUUAUAAUAUGGUUCCCAUAUAAGUAAAAUGUGCCAUCUUAUUAAAAUAUAAUAUGUACAAAAAUUUGUUUAUUUCAAAUAAAGCAUUUUAUAAAUAUGUUUUCAUCGCAGAAUUUUCUUAUGCGCGUGUAUUUAUGUACAAAUAAAAUAGAUACACAUUCUUA